AUGAGGUUCUCACAUAUUUUGCCACUUGCGGCAUUGAGCACCGCCUUCGUGCUACCUUCCGAGGAGGUACUCGCCGAGAUCUCCAUCGAGAAAAACCACCGCCAGAGCGGGUGGCAACAGGAGGUUGCGGAGACCAAGAAGCAGAUCGUCGACAGCUUCGACGAGGUUGCGGAGGAGGCCAAGAACGCAUGGAACAAGGUCACCUCGACCUCCAAGAGCGUUCUUGACGAGGCAUUCGAGCAGGGUACAAAGGCUUUAUACGCCGCUGAGAACAGCUUCGAGGAUGCUUCGGCUCAGAUCGACGCAUGGCUUCGUACUGAGGGCGACGACUUCUACGACUCAUUCGAUGAUGAAAAGCCACCACCACACGGCCCUCACCCUGGCCCACCACCACCUCCACCACCUCCACCACACCCACCACAUGAUGGUCCUCCCGACCACGAAAAGCCACCACAUCACGGCCCGCCAGACCAUGAUCACCCACCCCAUCACGGCCCUCCGCAUCGCCGCGGCCCACCAAACGAGACUGUCUACGAGCUGAUCAGCUCAAGCAAGUACACAACCAAGCUGGCCAAGCUGAUCAACAAAUACGAUGACUUGGUCGAGACCUUGAACAGCACAAAAGCCAACUACACCAUCUUUGCUCCCACCGACAAGGCCUUCGAGAAGAUCCCUGACCACGCUCCCGAGCCCAGCAAGGAACAGCUCAAGGCUAUCCUCUCCUACCACGUAGUUGACGGUCUCUACCCCGCCGCACGUGUCCUCGUAACACACACCGCCCCAACUCUCCUGGAAGGCAAGCACCUCUCCAAGGAGAAGAAGCCGCAGCGCGUGGCCUUCAAGAUAACCCUCCGCGGCCUAACCGUCAACUUCUACUCCCGCAUCAUCGCCGUCAACAUCUUCGGCACCAACGGCGUGAUCCAUGGCGUCGACAGCCUCAUCAUCCCCCCACCAAACGUCAUCAAGAUCGUCGACCUUCUGCCCACCGAAUUUAGCACACUCGAGCUCGGCCUCGGCAAGACCGGCCUCCUCGAGAAGCUGAACACCACGCACCAUGCAGGCGGCACACUCUUCGCCCCCUCGAACUUUGCGUUCCAGAAGCUCGGGCCGAAGAUCAACGCUUUCCUCUUCUCGUCUUACGGACAGAAGUACCUGAAGGCGUUGCUGGAGUACCAUGUCGUUCCCGACCAUACUCUGUACAGCGAUGCUUACUACCACGAUCACUCGGAGAAGAGCGACAAUGAUAUCCCCAAGGGCCUAUAUCAUGUUGAUCUGCCUACUCUGCUCGAGGACAAGAAGUUGGCUGUGGAUGUUGCCCGAUAUGGUGGCUUCAUCACUAUCAAGAUCAACGCCUUCUCGCGCGUUUCCGUCCAGGAUGGUAUCGCGGAGGAUGGUGUGAUACAGGUGGUCAGUGAUGUCAUCAUCCCGCCUAAGAAGCUUGAGGGCGCGAAGGUUGAGUAUUGGACUGGUGAGGAUCUGACCAUUGAGGGGUUGAAGGAGAGGUUGGAGCCAUAUGUGGCUAAGGGUGAUUUGUAG
Recurvomyces mirabilis is the source of this 1536-nucleotide messenger RNA. RefSeq lists its product as uncharacterized. The record is from RefSeq and is a predicted model, not a curated record. The transcript has a single exon. Bases 1 to 1536 code for a protein of 511 amino acids. Gene Ontology annotation, cellular component: fungal-type vacuole membrane. NCBI's taxonomy places the organism in Eukaryota, Fungi, Ascomycota, Dothideomycetes, Mycosphaerellales, Teratosphaeriaceae. Gene Ontology annotation, biological process: macroautophagy.